AUGUUUAUUAACUUUAAAGGAAAAAUUGAACCAUUCUUUAACCAUGUUUUUAUUAAACGACAACAAGCUGCAUUUUUUGAAAAAAUGAAAAUUAUUUCAAAUGAUGAAAUUAUUUGUAUACAGAUGGAUUUUAGUGAGAAUUUUCGUUUAUGUAUGCAAAAUGCUGUUCAAAAUUCUUAUUAUUCUCAAGAUGCUGUAUCUUUAUUUACUACUUAUGUGUGGUAUGCAGGUGGUGGUGGUGGUGAAUCUUUCGUGUACAUUUCUAACAACUUAACACAUGAUAAAUACUGUGUCAAUGCUUCAAUUGAUAAUUUACUCGAACAAUUAACCCAACGAUUUCAACAUCUACAACAAGUUCAUAUAUUUUCGGAUGGAUCAAGCCAGCAGUUGAAACAGAAAUUUUUGUUUCGAAAUGUUUGUCGUUUGUCACAACAACAUAAGGUAAACAGUGAUAUUGAUUUUUAG
Rotaria sp. Silwood1 is the source of this 465-nucleotide messenger RNA. NCBI's taxonomy places the organism in Eukaryota, Metazoa, Rotifera, Eurotatoria, Philodinida, Philodinidae. The record is from the annotation of a GenBank genome assembly.